Messenger RNA from Cydia pomonella (codling moth), 1869 nucleotides. RefSeq lists its product as uncharacterized. The record is from RefSeq and is a predicted model, not a curated record. The transcript is spliced from 8 exons. The coding region runs from base 368 to 1570 and encodes 400 amino acids. Gene Ontology annotation, molecular function: odorant binding. Lineage: Eukaryota; Metazoa; Arthropoda; Insecta; Lepidoptera; Tortricidae.
CCUGCCCGUUGUAAUGUAAUGUGAAAGUUAAAAUGAGAUCGAUACGAGUAGGUACUUCGCUGACGUCACAUCGCUUGCGUUGCUUAGUUGCGUUGUUAUCGGCCUUUAGAAUUGCAGUUCUGUCGUCGUUUGACGACAGGAAAUACAUAAAUCACAAAACUUCAUUGUACUCAAGGUAAAGUUUAUAGCCGUGAAACAAGCUUUAUAACUUAUUUUUAAUUCAAAUAUUAUACGCUACAUCUACGAGUAUACCACCCAACAAUCGUUAUCAAGAUUUCAUUGCAUUAUUUUUGCUGCAUUUAUUUUGAUUUUGUGGAUUUCCUGUAAAUUGUGAAUAUUAUGUAUGGUAUUGUUUUAGACUUUAAAGAUGACCCUCUUUAGGUACUCUUUCAUGAUAAAUGUUUUAAUUGUUAUUAUUAUUAGUUAUUGUACUGGUUUUCAUAUAGUAAGAGUCGAAUAUGACAACGAGCGUAAGCGUCAGUACGCCGAGAACAUCGUUCAGCCGGUCCUGGAGGACUGUGCGUGGGAGUGGGAGCGCUGGGGCGUGACCAGCGAUCACAUGCGUCGGUACUCCCGGCUCCCCCGGUUGUACCCGCAUUACGACAACGACGUGUUCGACUGCGCCUGGGGCUGCUUCUUCCUGCACAUGGGCUGGUUAGACGACGACAUGGAAGGAUCGUUCCAAGCGCCCGUCAUAUUGGCACACUUGGAGAACUACCUCGAGGACUGGAGGCACCCGCGAAGCAGACGAAUGAGCAGCCGUUGCAUUUAUGUGAAUUACCCUCACGCGGAGCUGACCGGCAACGUGCCAGACUGCGAGCAAGCCAAGAUCCUGAAAAACUGCCUCAUCAAAGAAGAAUAUCUGGAGAUUACGCACAAGAACAAGUUGCAGUUGGUCGAGCUUCUGCGCAGCUGGCUGGGCGUGUGCGCCGACCUGGAGGGGCUGCCGGUGGCCGAGGUGCUGGCCCGCGCCGCGCGCCCGCCGGCCCCGUCGCCGCCGCCCGGAGACCCCGCGCCGCCCGCACUGCACGGCUGCGCCUGGCGCUGCCUCUUCUACGACAUGGGCGUGAUGAAUGAUGUAGACGGAGUGUUCGUUCUGCCCGUCGUGAACGAGACGAUAAGGAUGUAUUACUACAAAACAGAGUUAAUACCACUACUAAUGGAGGAAUCUGCUAAAUGCGUCGCAGCCGCGAACCGGUUUAUCGAGAACCCGGACGUGGACACGCGGCCGCACGGCUGCGACCGCUCGCAGCUCUACGUCGACUGCCUCGUCAACAACUUCUUCACGAACCUCACAUCGCCUUGGUUCACCGACGAAGAGAGGAGUAUCAGGGUCGGUAACCAGAGCACUAGUCCCUCCCCACCUCGCGGGCGCCACCGUCGGCGCCCGCACCACGCCCGUGGUCGCGCGCCCCCGCCGCCGCCGGGCGCGCGCCCCCCGCCCCGCGAGCGUCCCCUCGGCCGCCCGCACCUCGUGCGCACGCGCUUCUUGGCGCGCGUCGCGCCGCUGCCGCUCUCGCCCUCUGACUCCGUCGUUGUCAAAGUCAAAGUGGCGGAGACGGACACGUGAGCGUGGAGUGGCUCACCAUUAUGUAAUUUUCCUAAAUGUGUUAGUAGUAAGAUGCUCAAUAAACUAUUAAUAUUAACAAUCUAUUUCAUUUUUACAUAUAAGUACAUCUUUUUUUACAUAUUUUUUUUUCGCAUUUUAUAAAAAGCUUGUAUGGCAUUUAAAAAAAAAGACAAAUGAUUUAUUAGAAAUAGGAGCAAAUAGCGAUGACAGGUUAAAAUUCGACUCUAGUUCGUACCUGUUAUAAUUGAUUCUCCAAUAUCCCAACAAAAACAUAAAUGUUUAAUUAGUCAAGUUCAAUA